UUUGUUUUGAAGAGCAGCAAUGGUAUAACCACUGAGGGGGUGUUUCUGUCUGUUCAGUUUUGUUUUCAUUUCUACAGAGACGCAACUGCCUCAAGCACGAUGCAAAAAGGCUUUAUGUUUCUACUGAUUAUUUGGAACGCAUCCCCUUUUGCUUCAGGAAACAAGACCAAUCACCUUCCACUCUCACUGGGAUGUCAAGCUGUGAUACCAUGUCAACGUUACAGAGGUCACUCAAACUCUUUCAAAUGGUUUUACAAGAAAGAUACACAUAGUAAGAGAAUCCAGAUAUUUUUUCAAGAUAAGGCAGGACUAAAACGCUAUUACAACCAAUUACGUCCCAGAAUGAAGGCUCUGGGCAAUCGCUCGUUGGUCAUCGAUAAUCUAACAGAGGACGAUCAAGGUCUUUACUGGUGUGAAAACUGUUUUGAAGACAACUGUUUGGAGAACCCCACCACGGUCCUCAGUGUGAAGAAAGAAAUUCUGAAAGAAACCAACAUGACAUUCUACGUUACUGCAGGCAACAAUUUUACUCAUGUGUGUCCCGGAGAAUUUACUAAUUUAAAAUGGACUUUUGAAGCCAGCAAUAUGACUGCACUCAGAGACUCAGUACAAGGACCACAAAGACAGUUUGUUACUUCCAACAAGUCUAUACACAUUGUAAAUAUCAAAAAAGCAGAUGCUGGGAAAUAUACAUGCUGGACAAGUGGAUGUAAUGGACACAGGUGGAAGAUACUCACUAUCAACUUGUGUGUAGUUACAGUAAACCACAGUGAGGAUUCAUCUGUUUCUUGUGCUGUGAUGUGUGACAUGGAAUUCAAUAACAUCAAACCUGCCAGCACAUCAAAUGUGACAGACACAAGGACGGUGUUGAGAGAUCCAUAUGGGUUUUUAAAUUGCAGCACAAGGCAGAUGUUUGAUGGAUGCAGUACAGUUAAGAGCACUCACUUAUGCAAAACAACAGGCACACCUACAGGACAGGAACAUUUGAUUCGUAUUCGUGGAAUAUCAGCAGCUCUUGCAUGCCUUCUGUUAAUGGCCUUCUGUUUAAUUUGCUUCCUCAGUCCUAGAUGGCUGAAAGCGUUUCCUACUCACCUUUGUUGCUGUGGCUUGAAGGGCAGGGUGGAAGAGGAGGCUUCAGUGGUUUAUUUAUCAGUUGUCAUCAGGAGACCUGCUGAGACAACAGACAAUCAUAUGACUUGCAAUGAUUGUGUGUAUAGUGAAGUGGUUCAUAAAUAAUGGUAAUAAUGGCUGGCAUAAUACUACUUCCCACCUUGGCAUAUGACUAAGUAACUGAUACCUCAAAAAAAGACUUGUGUUUCAUGAGAAAAGGUGUUUGUGACUUCACCCACAUGGUUCUGAGGGGAAAUUGUGAUGUAUUAGAUCUUUUAUGACAAGGAAGUUUCCUAACUGAGUGAAGUCGCCCAUGAUAAGAGCUAAAUUAAUUCUCUAUAUAAUAAUAAAACUACU
Messenger RNA from Chelmon rostratus (copperband butterflyfish), 1467 nucleotides. RefSeq lists its product as uncharacterized. The transcript has 7 exons. The coding region runs from base 100 to 1236 and encodes 378 amino acids. Gene Ontology annotation, cellular component: external side of plasma membrane; membrane raft. NCBI's taxonomy places the organism in Eukaryota, Metazoa, Chordata, Actinopteri, Chaetodontiformes, Chaetodontidae. Gene Ontology annotation, molecular function: MHC class II protein binding; protein tyrosine kinase binding. Gene Ontology annotation, biological process: T cell activation; interleukin-15-mediated signaling pathway; positive regulation of ERK1 and ERK2 cascade. The record is from RefSeq and is a predicted model, not a curated record.